AUGGCAGGAGAAUGGCGAGUGCCGCCGCUGUGUCCCUUGAAGCAAUCUGCCCUCAAAGAGCCCGCUGAACUGCGGGUCAGCGCGCUGGCGCUUCACAAAGGCAGCUUUGGAAAGCUGGGUUUAGUUUAUGUACCUCUGUACUGUGGGAGCCAGCUGYUCCAGAGAGUGUGGGAAGCCGACUUGGAGGCCUGUCAGCUGCUGAUCCGAGGGUUUGAACUGAAGGAAACCGGUUGCUGUGUUUUUGAGGAAGAGGAGAAUCAAAUGGAUGAGAUGGAGAGAAUUGGUGAUGGCCCCUCUGAGUCUGACAGAAGAAAAGAAAGUCAUUUUCCAAAGAGCACAGAGUGGGGCCCUGCUCCAUGCCCCAAGCACAGUGAAAGAAAAGAGGUUUUGGAAGAUAUUUCAUUUGGAGCAGAGGGUCAUUUAUCUGAGGAAUUCUUCAUAUUUUCCGCAGAGCUGGGAGAAAAGUGUGAAGCAAUAAGUGAGAAAUUGGUGCAUCUGGAAGAACAACUGCAAACUUCAGUCUGCAAAGUUGAUGAUGGAGUUAUUCAGUCUCUGCAAAGGGAGAUCCAGGUGGUGAAGGAGACACUCCAGACCGUGAUGGUGCAACUUCAACCAGGCAGGGAGGCAGCAGAAGAAAAGGCUGGAGACUUCCUCGGUGACAGCUGGUGUCCAGGAAAACAAGACUUGCAGGAAUAAUGAGCAGGAAGAGCUGGUAGGAUGACAUUAAUUCGCAAAGGGCUGCUUUUAGUAACUGAAUACUGUUUUACCAAGCCUCAGGGAUCUCUUCUCUCCCUGCAUAACUAAUAACUAAAUCAAUUAUGGAGAAGCAGAGCCCGGAGGUCUAUCAUCUGAAGUAUUCUACACGGCCUCACAUGUUUUGGCACAGAUUGGGAAGCAGCUUUCAGAGCAGAGCAUCUCCUGUAAGUGUGUGGAUUACAAAUUGAUAUGUUUUAAGUGAGUCUGCGAAGUUGCCUUUAAUGUCAGUGAAAUGUUCUCCUCAACUCAUCAACAAUAUUUGUCUUCCUCAGUCACGGAUUUUUCUCCCCAGUUUAAAAAUGUAACAUUAAAGCUGGUACAUCUAGUAUUUCUUGAAGCAUAGCUGUAAGAAUGUAAGUACUUUUCUUUCUUUGGCUUUCACAGCUUUCUUACACUCAACAUAUUUUUGCAUUCCUGCCAAUAAUUAAAUCAAUAGGAUGAAAUUCCAGCCAACCAAGUUCUUUCAACAGAAGUUUGGACCUCAUUUACUCAGUGGUGUGGAGAACAGUGGAGGUAACUAACAGCAGCCCCUACCCUGCAGCAGUAGUUAGACUAUUUCAUGUAUAUGUUAAUAUAAACUUGCUUUGAUAUUACAGGGGUUAUAAAGCACACAAUUAAUGUUGGUGAUUUGCAUUACAAGUAUAAGUACUGUAUGAACAAUGUCAUUUAAAUUUCUUUGUAAAGUUUAUUAAUGCUAUUAUAUUGCUUUAAUCUAUAUGAAAGUUAGAAGGAAUAGACACGUAUGUAUGUAUAUACAUACUUAAACAUGUAUUUUUAAUACGAGAUAAAUGUUCAAGUGAGACCAACUGCUAUAAAUAACCUGCAUUUAGAUCAGUGUUCAAAGCAGUUAAUGAUCAACAAUUCAUCCUCUCCUCUUACUGGGAUACUAGAGUAUAUCUGAUAUCACACAAAAUUCAGCUUCUGCCAUUUGUUGCAGAGACRAAUUAAAAAUAUAUAUGUAUAUGGUUAAUUAUCUGUUUUAAGCCAGUAAAUGAAGCCAAUCACAUGUAACUCAUUACUGUACUUUUUAAUACUACCUUUGUCUGACAUGUUUAGACUGACCAUUUCUGCUACUUUGAUUGCUCAUUUCACAGCCACAUGGGGAGGGUUUGUGCAAGUUUAGCAGCUCAUUGGGCUACUAGUCCUGUGAGAUUGUGAUCAUUUUCCAUGUGUGUUAGCUGAAACUUCUACCUCAGUGUUAAGUAUAUAGGGAGAAAAAGAGCGCCAGGCAGCUGAGACAACCGUACAACAGGGUUAUAAUUGCAUCCAGGAGUAUAUGGUUGUCAAACAAGGGGACCAGAGCUCAAGUGGUUGCUGCAGUCAUCAGAUCCUCAGGAUAUAAUUACAACCCUGUAAUUCAAAGCAUGGGUGACUUUUAUCUUUGUAUAAUAUGUGGAUCAGCAUCCGUGCUGUGGUUAGGAGCCUUGGAUCGUUACCGUGCACGGACUGCAGUACUCGGAUCCCAUCACCAGUCUUGGAUGGAGGUCUCUUGCUGCUCUAUGGCCUCUUUUUUUCGACAGGUCUCCUUCUCCCAGCUUUGCUGGCUGGAUCCUUGUUUGCUACCUACCUCCCUGCUGCUGAUGUGGCACUUUCUGAAAAUUCCCACAGACGGAUGAGCAAAGUGUUAGUCACGGGCUACGGGGAGCGGGUCUGCUUGUCUUCUGGCACCGGCUGGAGUCCAGCCCCAUGCGCGGAGCCAGCUCCAGUCUGGGAAACCCUGGGUGGGCUCAUGCAGUGUGGGUGCCUGGGGAGGACCGUGAACCACAGAAACUGGCAUGAGUUCAGGUAAACAGAAAGAAAGCGCACUGACAGAGUAGACCUAGCAGCUGUUUCCUUAAGGCAAGCAGAAGCUGCUCGUGAGUUGCCAUCGGAGAGUCCAGGUCUUGCAUUUCCGUCAGUGGGCAUUUAUAGGACUGCAAGCGCACUGUGAGGACAGCCCGGCGGGAUGAACUGUGCACUAAAAUUGCAUGACCUCCCUCUCCCCAUAUGCCAAGAAGUGUGUAGAGUUCUGUCCUUUGAUAAUCUAGUGCCUUUAAACUAAAUAGUUGGAGGGCAYUGUAAAUGUCUUGGAGCCAGGAUCUGCCACAGCUGAACUGUGAAGUCUUCCUCCUUGCAGCUCUUAGGACUCAGCGGUUGGCAUAGGAACCCUCGUAAGGACAGGCAAGUAGCAUCCUCAUUCUCAGCAGCAAGAUUUUUGAAGACAUUCCAGCUCACUUAAAAACCUAUGUGGCGUUCAUAUUUCCCAGCUUCAGAAUGCCARUGUGGUUUAAUAACACUCAACUUAUGCAACCACUUUAAGACAUUGAACUCCUGAGAAGGAGGGAAACUGAAUCUGUCCUCGUUUAUGUCAUAUUUGUAUCUAUUAACAUUUAUUUUAUACAUACUGUGGACUACUACUACUUUAUUUAUUAUUCCAUUAACUUCACUGUUUGAUGUGGGAAGUUAGAGCCAGUAAUCAUUCUUUUUCUCAGACAUGCUGAA
Nothoprocta perdicaria is the source of this 3237-nucleotide messenger RNA. RefSeq names its product disrupted in schizophrenia 1 protein-like. Lineage: Eukaryota; Metazoa; Chordata; Aves; Tinamiformes; Tinamidae. The transcript is spliced from 5 exons. Gene Ontology annotation, biological process: neuron migration; cilium assembly. Gene Ontology annotation, cellular component: intermediate filament cytoskeleton; centrosome; mitochondrion. The record is from RefSeq and is a predicted model, not a curated record. The coding region runs from base 1 to 696 and encodes 231 amino acids.